Molecule: messenger RNA, 7303 nt
Organism: Hippoglossus stenolepis (Pacific halibut)
Lineage: Eukaryota; Metazoa; Chordata; Actinopteri; Pleuronectiformes; Pleuronectidae
Gene: mctp1a
Product: multiple C2 domains, transmembrane 1a
Exons: 21
Coding region: 543-3215 (890 amino acids)
Biological process (GO): regulation of neurotransmitter secretion
Cellular component (GO): synaptic vesicle membrane
Molecular function (GO): calcium ion binding
Source: RefSeq, a predicted model, not a curated record
CCACGACUGAAACAUAAACAUCUCCACGAGGCACUUUGAGGCUGUGUUAUGCAAUCACCAGCAUACAGACGAUCCAGGGACGUGACCGGGGUUGGCCAGAGGGAGGCGCACGGUGCACCCUUCAUUUGAAUAGAGCAAUUAAUGAGGAAGUUUACCCAAACCCUGGUUAGGCACAGCGUGCACAGCAGGGACGCAAAGACCGACAGCAGCCGAGCAGCAUUUAUUUUGUGGGUAAUCUUGCAGAAGUCACCGCAUGAGCUGCCAACUUCACCACUGAGACACAUCCUCAGUAGAUGAGGCUUCUGCUUUCCAGCAACCACGCUGCCCGGUGUGUGACAUGACAUGUGCAGCGUGGCCUGCAGAGGUAUUCUACAAGGCUCGUUGUGCGACUAACACCCCCUCCAUCACCACACUGCGCGUCUACCUCCUGGCGCCCUAAACCGAUCAUCGGUGGAAGUCCCGAGCCGCAGCAGCCCAACUGUGCCAUCCCUCCACUAUACCUCCAGAGUGUGCUCAGGCUGGCCGGCUGCUGCACAGGCACCAUGGAGCAGAAAUCACCCAAGGAUGAGGGCACCGGCAAGGGACAGGAGUCCUACCAGCGGAGGAUGUGGAAGAAUUUCCAGGGGAAAACCAAGCCCUGGCUGAGUCCGAAAGUGGGAUCGGAGCGUCGCGGCGCAGGAGGCGCGGAGGGCAGCAAGAAGGAAUCCGGGCUGUGGAUGUUUAAAAGGAAAAAGAAACAGUUCGACCGGGUGUUCUCGUCGUCGCAGCCCAACCUGUCCAGCUCUCCGCCGGCCUCCUUCGAAGGGGAUACGAGGUCCGGUGGCGGCGACGCGGUCCCCGGCACCAGCGCGGACGGACGACCCCUGAUGCACCCCCUCGGCGCAGCCUCCGGAGCCACGGGGAGCAAGCCGGAGCUGACGACGCACGGGAGCCCCAAGCUCGCCGUGUCCCAGCUGAUCACGUACCAGCAGAAGAGCUCCUCUCUGGGCUCGACGUGCUUCGAGGCACUGGUGGUGGAGCCGGCCGCGGAGCCGGGAGAGAAGGAGGAGCAGCUGCGUAAAAACGCGAGCGAUUCCGGCAUCAGCAUAGUGGGGCCCAGUAAUGCAGAACCCCCACCUCGUCCUCCAAGUCCAGCCAUGUACCAGGUGGAUAUCGUCCUGAAGAAAGGGAACAACCUGGCCAUCCGAGAUCGGACAGGGACCAGUGACCCGUAUGUGAAGUUCAAGAUUGCAGGGAAGGAGGUGUUCAGGAGUAAAACCAUCCACAAGAACCUGAACCCGGUGUGGGACGAGCGAGUGACCCUGCAUGUGGAAACCCUGAAGGACCCGCUCUAUGUCAAGGUUUUUGACUAUGACUUUGGAUUCCAGGAUGAUUUCAUGGGCUCAGCGUAUCUCCACCUGGAGUCACUGGAACAUCAGAGGACCCAGGAUGUGACGCUGGACCUGAAGGACCCACAGUACCCUGAACACAACCUGGGCAUCCUGGAUCUUUCUGUCACUCUGUCACCGAAGGAGGGAGACAUCAGGGACACUACCAUGCUUUUGAGAAGGAACUGGAAACGAUCUAGUAAGUAUCAGAGUAUGCGUCUGUCAGAUGUGCACAGAAAAUCCCAGCUGUGGCGAGGUAUAGUCAGCAUCAGUCUGAUAGAAGGUCGCGGCCUGCAGCCCAUGGACACCAACGGCCUCAGUGACCCUUACGUCAAAUUCAGGAUGGGGCACCAGAAGUACAAGAGCAAGACAAUUCCCAAAACGCUGAACCCCCAGUGGAGGGAGCAGUUUGAUUUCCACCUGUAUGAGGAGCAUGGAGGUUUUGUAGACAUCACAGUGUGGGACAAAGAUGCUGGCAAGAAGGAUGACUUCAUGGGAAGGUGUACCAUUGACCUGUCGCAGCUCAGUAAAGAGCACACACACAAGCUGGACCUGCCGCUGGAGGAAAACGAAGGCGUGAUGGUGCUCCUGGUUACACUCACUGCCUCUGCUGCCGUUUCCAUCUCAGACCUGUCAAUCAACAUACUGGACGACCCCAACGAGAGACACCAGAUCAUGCAGAGAUAUAGCCUGUGGAGGUCGCUGCACAACCUGAAAGAUGUCGGCGUGGUGCAGGUAAAGGUCAUCAGGGCGGAGGGACUGAUGGCGGCAGAUGUCACAGGUAAGAGUGACCCGUUCUGUGUGGUGGAGCUGAGUAACGAUCGGCUGCAGACGCACACCGUCUACAAAAACCUCAACCCAGAGUGGAACAAGGUCUUCACUUUUAACGUGAAGGACGUCCACUCGGUACUCGAGGUCACCGUUUACGACGAGGACCGAGACAGAAGUGCCGAUUUCCUGGGGAAAGUGGCUAUUCCUCUACUAAAUAUCCAAAAUGGAGAACGCAAAGCCUACGCCUUGAAAAGCAAGGAGCUGACAGGGCCAACAAAAGGGGUCAUCUUCCUCGAAAUAGACGUGAUAUUUAAUGCUGUGAAGGCUGGUCUCAGGACGCUGAUCCCCAUCGAGCAGAAGUACAUCGAGGAGGAGCCCAAAGUGUCCAAACAGCUGCUGUUACGCAACUUUAACAGAGUCAGACGCUGCAUCAUGUUCCUCAUCAAUACUGGCUGCUACAUCAACAGCUGCUUCGAAUGGGACUCACCACAGAGGAGCAUCUGUGCUUUCUUGCUUUUUGUGAUCCUCGUUUGGAACUUCGAGCUCUACAUGAUCCCUCUGGCGUUGCUGCUGCCGUUGGCCUGGAACUACAUCCUCAUCGCGUCGGGGAAGGACACCAGGCAAGAUGUGCAAGCGGUGGAGGACCUGCUGGAGGACGAGGAUGAGGAUUUUGACAAAGAUGACAAGGACUCGGAGAGAAAGGGCUUCAUGAACAAGAUUUAUGCCAUUCAGGACGUGUGCAUCAGCGUGCAGAAUGCGCUGGAUGAAGUGGCCUCCUAUGGCGAGAGGAUAAAGAACACAUUUAACUGGACUGUGCCUUUCUUAAGCUGGCUGGCCAUUGUGGCUCUGGGAUUGGCCACCACCAUCAUCUACUUCAUCCCUCUACGAUACAUCGUGUUGGCCUGGGGGGUGAACAAAUUCACCAAGAAGCUGCGAGACCCUUACAACAUUGACAACAACGAGCUGCUGGACUUUCUGUCCAGAGUGCCCUCAGAUGUACAAGUGGUGCAGUACCGAGAGCUGAAACUGGAUCCCAGUCCCAGUCCAAAUAAAAGGAAGAAAAACAACCCCGGGUAGAUGACUGUGUCCGCCCACCGACUCGUCUCUUCUCCACUUUUCUUCUCUCUGUCUAUGACUGGACGCCGAGGAGCAGAGGAAGGCGGCUCUGGACGCGCUCAGCUCAACUGACUUUCCUUUUUCUUAUCUCCCAUUUUCUUCUCUUAACCCCCUUUUUUUUCUGCCUGUAAUUACUCACCAUGUACAGUGCAGUUUCUCGAUGUGUAAUUUUUGUAUAAAACAAGACAAGACACCCCUUGAAUUGUUAUCACCAUUAUGCUUUUGAUUGAUUUUAAAGGCGAGCGGGAACGAUGGCUGGAAUGACCUUUUUAUCAGCCGUGUGAGCCGCGCUCCUCGUUCUCCUCUCUCCAUCACCCUGACAGCGCGGUGAACUCUAUCUAUUCUCCUGCCACAAGUGUCAAACAAUGAGUACAAUGAGUUUUAACAUUUAUACUCACCUUUCCAAAGACAUAUUCAGAGCAUCCAUGUUUAUCAAAAAGACAAGCCUUAUAACAAUACUCUGCAUCGUCACUCUGCGAAGGACUUUCAUUUCUUUUCUCUCAAGCUGUAUUUAUUAAAUGACUUUGGUAAUAUGUUUAUAUUUUCUAAUUGUUUUUGUACUGAAGUAUCUUUUGUUUUCUUCCCCUCUUGGACGUGCUAAUGAUAUUAUGUUCACUGGCAGUAAUUUGGAUUGCCUGCACUUAACUCAGCCAGCCAAGUUGAUUAGCAAUUAUGGUGGUAGCCUCCAGAUAUGUCCUUCUACACAAACACAAAGCUGGACCAAUAAGCUGACGGCUCGUGCUGGUAUCUCUCUGUGUUGAACAAUGGCCAAAUGUUUUUUUUUUUUUUUUUUUUUAAAUGGGCAAUAUGUGAUUAUUUUAGUUUAAAGACGUCUAUGUGUUGUGUUGAAGAAAUACAUGUAUAUACUGAGGUUAGCAUUCUAAGCAGCUAGCCCCAGAGUGACCGUGAUAGUGAGUCACUGCAUCUUCCAGUCGGCCCUCAGUCGAACAUGAGAGGAUGAAGAAGUUACUGCGAGUCGACUAUGAGCUUGUGAUGGCGCCGUCAACCUUCCUCUAAAUUCGUGUCUCAAUUCAGGGGCUGUAUCCUAAGGGGUGCGCGGUCUUUGAGGGGUGCAUAGACCACGUUAAAGACUGAACCAGAAUAAGACAUGAAAGUUUUAAUGUCCCUACAUGUGGGCCGUGCAGUUGAAUUGAACCGUGAUACUCAAGUUUUGGAUGUCUUGAAUCCUGGGAUAGGUUGGGCCGGGAAGGAUCCAUCCAUUGGAGCCUUUGUUUCUCAGGUGUAGAAGGAUGCAUUUGUCGGCCACUUUUGAAGGAGCCUUUGAAAUGGUACGGUCUCGUCACAUCGCUGUGACGCAAUCACAUCUGAAGGAUGCAGCUCCUGAAUUGAGAACAGCUUAUUUCAGAAAACUGAGCUCUUUAUGCUGCUGCUCAAGCUGCUUCCCCUCUCCCUCCAUGUCUAUGACCCCUCGCUGCUCAUCCUCUACUUAUGACAUCACCACAUCUUCCCCGUUCCCAUGACUCAAGCUUGCUCAGCGUAAUGUGAGGGUUGGUACUUUGCAAGUGGCCAGUGACCCCCGACCAGGAACACACACACGACCUGCUCUCACACUUCAGAUGACGGGAACAUUGAGAGAACCAUUAAAACCUUCAUGGAUUUUUUUAAGGACCCACAGAACCUCAGCUCAUGAGGUUUUGUCCAAAUAUUCCCGAUGGCCAGUCUGACUAUGGUGAAGAUUUCUACUAAACAUUACCACUACAAAGACAUAAUGAUACAAGAAAACAUCAAAGCACACUGGAUAGUGAUAUCAGUUUUAAAUACAGUGAGUCUGUAUUUCUAUUUUAAAAUAGAUUGUGAUUAUAUAAUCACUAUUUAAUCGUACGCAAAAGGAAAAAGGACAACACUUUAAAGUAUGAGACAGUUGCUGAUAUGCCCUGAACUUUAAUCAGUAGUAAACGUCCAGACAACUUAGCCGUGUUUAACCCCUGAAAAACAUGUCAAAACCUCCGUCCGUCAGUCAGUCCGGGAUCCACGUCCUCUGUCUGACAGGAGGCGCAGCAGACCGGGCCUUCUGCUGUCUAACUGUUGUUAAUAUAGAUGUCACCCAGUCCAUGCAGAGUGUCGCCAGGCAGGCAGGCCUUCAGGCAGCCGCAGCCCUAAUCUGGUUUGAAAGGCUGGUCUCCUUUCCUCUCAUGUCCCGUGUGUGCAUGUGCUUGUGCGCGCGUGCGUGUGUGUGCGAGUGCGCGCCUCGGCAGCCACGCACGACAGCAUUUACACGCGCACAUGCACACAAACCUCUCGCGUGAAUACACUGCUCGCCUACAGAUACCGCACCUACUUGCUUGCAGAUGAAAACAACAUCCCAUUUGAGCACGCACACACACACACACACAAACACAAACACAAACACACACACAUGCUCUCUGUGAUGCUGUGCCCCAGGCUGGCUGCCCUCUCCAUCUGCCCCACCUCCUGUGCCCACAGCUCAACUUUGAUCUGCCUUCCCAGAGACACAGGCUUGUAUAUGUGAACUGUGCGAGAGAGUUUGCGUAUACACGUUUAUGCAAUCAAAGACAUGUUGCUUUUCUCAGCGUCGGAAUGUGUUGCAAUUGUAUCUACCCUCCAGCUGUAGACUGAUGCUUAGAUUCAGUCGGUGUGUGUGUGUGCGUGUGCAGCAGAAGUGCCAGCUGUUAUUUGGUGUUCUGGUGCAGAGGGCCGUCAGCUAGAUGAGCAGCAAGUCGCUGUGUGACAAGACGAGGCUCUGAGGGGACUUAGGCCUGAGAUGUCAGGGAUGGAGGGAUAUGUGUGUGUGUGUGUGUGUGUAUGUGUUUUAUGCUAUUUUAGAUCUUUUUUUCCCAUCAUGCCUCUCUCCGUUUGCUCUCUGCGGUUCCCUCAUUCGUCAGUGAGCGGGGUUGCGACCCUGUCUGAAGGGACGGUCUCCCGGGCUUCUCGUCGAGCAUCUGUUGAAAGAUCACAGCUCAGGCUACAUUUGAGGAGGUCUCCUCUCAUCCUACCGAUCCCAGCCCCCACCCCACCCCACCCGCCUCCUCCGCACGCCUUUCUGUUCCCUUUUUACCCCCUUUUGUCUGCUCGCUCGUCUGCCUCUCCGUCUAUCUUUAUCACCCUGAAGCCCCUUAGCAGCGACUGGAGCUCUCCACUGCCAUUUUGUCAUCCUCGUGCCCUGCCUGUCUGCCUGCCGUCACCUCUCCCGCUCGCUCCCCCUCCCUCUCCGCCCAUCCAUCUCCAUGCUUAAAUAUCAACAGGCUCGGGAUCUGUCACUCCAGAGGGCCAUUGAUUUUGUUUUGUUGUUUUGAGGAAUCCACUUGAAAGACAAUAACAGACCGUCCCCCAAGAGCGAGCGUCGCAGACUGAUUACAGCCUCCUCAACAAACACACUCUUUGCUUGGUGAAGGAUGGCUUUUUAUAAUGCCGGAAGGGACCGUCUGAAUACCUGAUAUGUAUGUGUCUACUACUGUAUGUGGUUAUUUUACAGCAAAUUGUGGUGUCUAUUGUGUGGUAUUGCAUCCAAAUACUUUGUUUUUUUGGGGGGUAUGUUUAUUUAUGAUUUGGUUUUGGCUGUUUGCAACCAAACCAAAGUGUUUUUUUAUUUUAUAUGUUGAAGAGAAAAUAAAUUAUAUCAAGGAAUGUAUCAGACUGACAGAUGCAAAGGAGAAAAAAAAGCACUUUUAUUUGAACCAGGUUGAAAAUGAGACUAUUUUUAAAAAUGAGACUACAAAGCUAAGUCCUUAUUAUUUGAUGGUUGUAUUUUAUACAGUAUGCCUGUGAAUCGUCUGGUGAUGUUGUAAAGUAGGUGUAUGCCUGCAUUAUUUUCUAAGGUCUGUCUUUUUUUUCCCUCUUCUGCCUGCAAUGUUGCCUGCCUAUGACAUCAUUUUUAUGUGCUCAGUUCUGACCAAUGACACUUCAGGACAGGAACGUGUUGGGAGCUGAGAUGAGGGUGAGGUCAGGAACGGCGAAAGAAAAUCUGUAUAUUUCUGGUUUGAAACAUGAAAUGCAUCUGAUGUAUGUUGCUUAUUUUCAAAAGAAAAUGAAAAAUCAAAUAUGAGAUUAAAUAUUUUUUAUCAACUUCA